Boleophthalmus pectinirostris (great blue-spotted mudskipper) is the source of this 722-nucleotide messenger RNA. RefSeq names its product putative golgin subfamily A member 6-like protein 19. The annotation marks the transcript as partial. NCBI's taxonomy places the organism in Eukaryota, Metazoa, Chordata, Actinopteri, Gobiiformes, Gobiidae. The transcript has a single exon. The record is from RefSeq and is a predicted model, not a curated record.
AUCAGAACAAAGAUCUGUGCGAAAGGAUCGAAAAGUCCUCGGUUAAGAACCAGAAGCUACAGGAGGUGAACCGAAUCUUUUUGCGCCUCAUCCACUUCCACUUGGAAGAACAGACCAAGAGGAUCUGCUUGCAGCAGGAGUCACUGGAGAAACUUCAGAUGAGGUGUGAUGAAGCAGAAGGUGAAGUCUGCCCACACCUACGAGAUCUGAAGGAGGAACGUCAACAACAUGCUCAGCUGAAAGACUCCCAUUCAGAGCUCCUCAAAACUGUCACCGAGCUCAACCAAGAGAAGGUGAAUUUGAAGGAGGAGCUCGAAACGUUGAGGACAGGAGUCGGUUCCUCAGGCCCUCGGGAAUUUUUUUUUAAAUCUUAUAAGAAGCGCAUGUCUGAAGAUCUGAAAAGUGUGGAGAACAGGUUAUCGGAGGAGCUUAGAGAGACAGACAGACAACGACAGAGGAUCACAGAACUGUUGGAGGAGAUGCAGAUUCUCUGUGAUGAACAUGAAAAGAUCAAACAGGAGAAAACACGUCUGCAAGAGCAAAUCCAGCAGAUGUGUGAAGAGCUGCAGAAAGCCCACGCCGAGCUGGAGAGCUCCACGAAGACGUUAGCAGAGGAGCAGAGGAGAAACCAACUUCUCACACGACUGAAGGACAAAUACAAACUCCACGACGAAGAAGAAGAAGACGAAGACGAGAGCGCGAGAGGAGAGGAAGAGGAGACG